AAAUCUCGUCCGUCCAAAACCUUGAUGAUUCCGUCACCUUAAAACAGACUCGUGUAAUCAUAUCUCCUUCUCUCUCUCUCUCUCUCUCUCUCUCUCGGCAACAACGACAAGAACAAGGCUCAGAGAGAAUCAAAGAUAAUCCUCGUCAAGAAAAACUCUUCAUUUCCUAAUUUUCUCUCUCUCUGUCUCUCUGUUCCUAUAUAGGAGGCAGAUGCUCAAUUCUUGAAUGUUAGGAAUGGAAGAACCGAAUAAGAAGCUUGAGGGCACUCUGAAUGGCUUCUCUCCUGUACCUGCAACUCCUGUUUUCUGGAAAUCUAGGAGGAGAUCAGCCGGUAUGAAGAACUUGGACAAGGUAAUAGAUGACACCACAGAUAAAACACCUGAAAAGCAGGAAGAAGUUCCCACUGAAGAAAAGCAGCAGGAUUCAACAACUGUUUCUAUUCUUUCUGAGAAGCGGAAAGCUCUCUUUGAACCAUUGGGACCCAAAAAUUUUGUAAAUGGCGGGCGACCAUCAGCUGAAUCCUUACUCCCCCCACCAGACUUUGAAUCUGCAAGUUAUCCCCGGGGCUGGCUGAUUGGGAAGAAACGAAAGCUCGUAAAUGUGGAUGUUGUUGAGAGCAUGCGUAGAAUUGCUGUACAGGAAAUGAACAGAAAGGACAGGGAGAUUGAUGGGCUAAAUGAGCAGUUAGAAGAGGAUGCCCGAUGCCUAGAGCAUCUGCAACUCCAACUUCUUGAAGAAAGGAGUAAACGUGCCGACGUACAGAGACAAAAUGCAAUGCUGCAAAACCAAAUAGGUAUGCUGAUGAAUAUGAUGGAGGAGAAUGAGGCGAUGAAUGAUGAUGAAGGCACUGGAGAGCCGUAGGUUGUUUAUUCUUUUGUAGAUUUGUUUGGGAAGUAAAAAAGUACAGAACUAAUACAUAUAAAUAUAUUUGCCAGUUCUAUUAAAUGUAUUGUUGCAGAAAAUACUGUCCAUAUGAUGUGAAUAAUUUGUAAUUUGAGUGAUUUUCUUUUAAUAUGUUAAAUGUUGACCAUAUAUUUU
Molecule: messenger RNA, 1039 nt
Organism: Ilex paraguariensis (yerba mate)
Lineage: Eukaryota; Viridiplantae; Streptophyta; Magnoliopsida; Aquifoliales; Aquifoliaceae
Source: the annotation of a GenBank genome assembly